AUGGCUUCCGCCGCGCUCGGCGUGUCGCCGAUGUCGACCGACGUCAACAUGAGAUGCACGAAACGCUUCAGCCGAUCCGACGAGCUGACACGACACUCGCGCAUUCACAACAACCCGAAUUCGAGAAGAGGGAAUAAGCAACAUGUCGCGGCAGCGGCGGCGGCGGCGGCAGCGAUCCAGAACGGCAUGCAGAAUGGUGUCUACGACAAUGCUACAAUGCAACAGCUCAACCAGCUCAGUCAAUUCGGCAACCAAAUGAAUCAGAUGAAUGGCAUGCAGCAGCACAACCAGCUCAAUCAAUUCGGCCAGAUGCCUUCGAACGGUAUUGGUCAGAUUAAUGGCCUGCCUAACCUCCAACAGCAACUCAGUCAGCAGAUGAAUCAGCAAAUGAACCAGAUGCCGGGCAUGAUGCCACCUCCGCCAAAGCACUCGAACUCUGCGCCUGGUUCGAAUGUGACUUCGCCGAACGUCUCACCUCCGCAUUCAUAUGCGACCUAUGCAAGCAAUCCUGGCUCCUACAUCACGCGAAAUGCCAGUGGCGACAUCAGUCCGGCUGCUGGCAACUUCCAACAGAGGCCGAUGGACAUUAACCUGCUGGCGACUGCAGCGUCUCAAGUCGAGCGCGAGAACAAUGCACACAUCCCGAACCAGCAUCUGUCUUUGCCCAACAGCAGAUAUGCGACGCCUUACCACAGCCAUCCGUAUGGCACUGGUCGCAUGCCAUCGCUCUCGUCUUACCACUAUUCUUCAAACCCGACUUCGCAGCCCAUGUCUCGCUCGCAUUCUCAGGAAGAAGAUGACCACUACGGACACCGAGUCGCGAAGAAGUCGAGGCCAGGAACCCCACAAUCGACUGCACCACCAUCUCCAGAAUUCCCGCACGAGUCUACAUCCCCCACACCGGACCACACUCCGCUCGCGACGCCUUCGCACUCUCCACGACUACGACCACAGUAUUUUCACAACGGCGUUCAGCUCCCCACUCUUCACGACUUGUCUCUGCAUAACCAGCCACCACCAGCGCUUGCGCCUGUCGAGCCGUCAGCUGACGGUCAUCAGCCGUACAUUCCGGCUCAGCAUAGCGGGCUGCGCAUCAGCGAGAUCAUGGAAGCGGGAGAUGGCGCACAAAGAAAGUUGCCCGUGCCCAUGGUCGCAUCAAAAGACAACAGUCAUGCCAAAAUCAACGAGCUUAGGGAGCCUGGUAGCGGCAUGAGCAGUGGUCAGAACAGUAGUCGAGCAAGCGAGGCGGGCGAUUUGCAGGAUCGCAUGUGA
Molecule: messenger RNA, 1272 nt
Organism: Recurvomyces mirabilis
Lineage: Eukaryota; Fungi; Ascomycota; Dothideomycetes; Mycosphaerellales; Teratosphaeriaceae
Exons: 2
Coding region: 1-1272 (423 amino acids)
Cellular component (GO): cytoplasm; nucleus
Molecular function (GO): RNA polymerase II cis-regulatory region sequence-specific DNA binding
Source: RefSeq, a predicted model, not a curated record